GUUAACUGCAUUGGGUUGCAAAUACAGUAGUGUAUUUGUUUAGACAUCGAAACUCAUAUUUUGUUUAAUUGUCCCAUCUGCAGAAGAAAUCCAAGAUGUCCUCCAGCCGUAAGCAGAAUCUGAAGAGCUUGAUGCUCCAGAUUGCCAAGCAGGAACUUCAGAAGGAGGAAGAAGAAAGAGUAGCUGAGAAGGAGAAUUACAUGGCGGAGCAUUGCCCUGAACUGAGCCUGGGUAGUUCCAUCCAGGAGUUACAGGAUUUGUGCAAACAGCUCAACGGAAAGAUUGAUUCUAUUGAUGAGGAGAGAUAUGACUUGGAAGCCAAAGUUAAGAAGAACAACAAGGAUAUUGAUGACCUGAAACAGAAAGUGUUUGACCUAAAAGGCAAGUUCAAGAAACCAGUUCUGCGCAAAGUGCGUAUGUCUGCUGACGCUAUGCUGCAGGCUCUGCUGGGCUCCAAGCACAACGUGUCCAUGGACUUAAGAGCCAACCUGAAACAAGUGAAGAAAGAGGAGAAAGAGGCAGAUCUGCGCGAUGUUGGUGACUGGCGUAAGAACAUUGAAGAUAAGGCUGGCAUGGAAGGCAGGAAGAAGAUGUUUGAAUCUGAGGCUUAAACAGUGCAUCAGCAGACAUUUUUUGUUUCUAAUACAUUUUAUGUAGGCCAACACUGCAUUACCCAUAAGUCUUAAAUGCACUUCUCUCUUCUGCUGACCCUGCAGGUGGACUUUGGAAACUGGGUGGGGGUCACAGCUGUUGCCAUAGUGAUAACAAAACACACAGCUUUGGAAACAGUUAAUGCGCAAAAGAUAUGUUUUGUUUAGAGAUAUAUUUUAGUGCAAUGUAACAGAUGUAAAUAAACUAUUUAAAGAAAGCUUUCAUUUUUAA
This is a messenger RNA of Acipenser ruthenus (sterlet), 882 nucleotides long. Its product is annotated as troponin I, fast skeletal muscle-like. The transcript is spliced from 5 exons. Gene Ontology annotation, cellular component: troponin complex. NCBI's taxonomy places the organism in Eukaryota, Metazoa, Chordata, Actinopteri, Acipenseriformes, Acipenseridae. Bases 96 to 611 code for a protein of 171 amino acids. Gene Ontology annotation, biological process: muscle contraction. The record is from RefSeq and is a predicted model, not a curated record.